Messenger RNA from Telopea speciosissima, 626 nucleotides. Its product is annotated as glutathione S-transferase-like. Gene Ontology annotation, cellular component: cytoplasm. Gene Ontology annotation, molecular function: glutathione transferase activity; glutathione binding. The record is from RefSeq and is a predicted model, not a curated record. The transcript has 4 exons. Bases 1 to 582 code for a protein of 193 amino acids. Lineage: Eukaryota; Viridiplantae; Streptophyta; Magnoliopsida; Proteales; Proteaceae.
AUGGAGAAAAGACUGGACACGCUAUCAGGACAGAAAAGCUGGUGCACACAAGAAGGAACCCUUCAUCUCUCUCAAUCAUUUGUUUCAUUGCAGCCUUUUGAAGAUGGAGAUUCGAAGCUAUUUGAAUCAAGAGCGAUAACCAAAUAUAUUUCCUUUGAGUACCAUGGGAAGGGCACCGAGUUGGUCUACCACGACGGAAAGAAGAUGGCAACCGUUUCGGUGUGGAUGGAGGUGGAAGCGCAUCAAUUCAACCUGGUUGCUUACAAGCUAAUUUCUGAGCAGAUGGCGAAGCCAAUCAUUUUCGGUAUGGAAACAGACGCAUCCGUUGUAGAAGAGAACCAGGCGAAGCUGGGUCAGAUUCUUGAUGUGUACGAGGAGAGGCUUUCCAAGUCCAAAUACUUAGGUGGAGAUGCCUUCACCUUAGCCGAUCUUCCCCAUAUGCCAGCAAUACAUUUCUUGAUGGAAACAUCGUCGAAGGUGUUGUUUGAGGCUCGCCCACUUGUGAGUGUUUGGAUCAAAGAUAUCAUGGCUCGGCCAGCAUGGAAGAAGACCAUUGAGAUGCAGAAGCAAGGUCAGAUAUGAAGAAUACAAGAUUAGUGUGGCGUCCUCUUAUAAUAAAACAAGUU